CGGCAAGUCCGCCGGCCUCGAGGAGCCACUGCACCCCGGGCUGCGGGGAGCGCGGUCGCGGCGGGACUUGGACCCAACGAGGCGGCAGCUCUGCCACAUCAGGAGUCGGUCCCCCAAGAUAGGAACCAGGAAGAGGACUCGUCAGCUCUUAAAAUUCUGAAAGUCAUGUCCCUUGGGUCAGUGCUGUUCAGCGAUGUGGCGGUAGUCUUCUCCCAAGAAGAAUGGGAAGAGCUGGUACCUGCUCAGAAGGCUUUGUACAGGGACGUGAUGCUGGAGACGUUCAGCAAUCUGGUCUCCCUGGGGGUUGCCAUUUCCAAACCCGAUGUGAUCGCCUUCCUGGAGCAAGGAGAAGAGCCCUGGACGGUGGAGAGGGGUGCAGCACCAGGAGGUCCAGGCCCAGUAUUAGAAUCUGGGUAUGAUACCGAGGUACCAUCUCCAAAGCAGCAUUUUUAUGAAGUGGCAUCACCUCAGUGGGAGAUAAUGGAAAGCCUUGCAAGCUAUGAUCUUGAGUGCUCAAGAUUACAAGAUGACUGGGAAUGCAGAGGGCAGUCUGACAGACAACAGAGGAAUCCAGAUGAACAUUUUAGUCAAAUGAUCAUCAGUCAUGAAGAAAUUCCUGCUUUUGGCCAGCAAACAUCCGUUACAUUUUAUCAGAAAAUUCAUACUGAAGAAAAACCCUAUGGAUAUAAUGAAUGCAGAAAAGACUUCUGGCAAGAGGAAUUCCUUAAUAAUCAUCAAGGAAUUCACAGUAGCGAGAAACCCUAUAAAUGUAAGGAAUGUGGUAAGGCCUUUAAAUAUGGCUCACGACUGAUUCAACAUGAGAAUAUUCAUUCUGGUAAGAAACCCUAUGAAUGUAAUGAAUGUGGAAAGGCCUUCAAUUCUGGUUCAAAUUUCAUACAACAUCAGAGGGUUCAUACUGGUGAGAAACCCUAUGAAUGUAAGGAUUGUGCAAAAGCUUUCAGUCGAAGCUCACAACUGAUUGAACAUCAGCGAAUUCAUACUGGUGAGAAGCCCUAUCAAUGUAAGGAAUGUGGCAAGGCCUUCAAUCGGUUCUCACAUCUUAAGGUACAUUAUAGAAUUCAUACAGGUGAAAAACCCUACGCAUGUAAGGAAUGUGGGAAGACCUUUAGUCAUCGGUCUCAGUUGAUUCAACAUCAGACUAUUCAUACUGGCAAGAAACUCUAUGAAUGUAAGGAAUGUGGGAAAGCCUUUAAUCAAGGCUCAACUCUUAUUCGACAUCAAAGAAUUCAUACUGGCGAGAAGCCAUAUGAAUGUAAGGUAUGUGGGAAGACCUUUAGGGUGAGCUCACAACUUAAGCAACAUCAGAGGAUUCACACUGGGGAGAAACCCUACCAAUGUAAGGUAUGUGGUAGGGCCUUCAAAAGGGUCUCACAUCUUACAGUACAUUAUAGAAUUCAUACAGGUGAGAAGCCAUAUGAAUGUAAGGAGUGUGGGAAAGCCUUUAGUCACUGCUCACAACUGAUUCAACACCAAGUAGUUCACAGUGAGGGAAAGCCCUAUGAACUUAAGGAAUGUGGGAGAAUCUUAAGUCAUGAUUCAAUUCUUCAGCAUAAGAGAAUACAGAAUGGAGAAACACAAGUGAAUAUAAAAUGUGGAAAAGCCUUCCAUCAGCACUUAUCCCUUAUUACUCAUCAGAGAAUUUAUGUUGGCAAGCAACCAUGUGAAUGGAAGUAAUGGAAAAAGCCCUUUAUCUUAAGCUAAUCACAACUUACUUCUACAUCUUGGAGAAAGACUUGAAUGCAAGUGUGAAUGCUUUUAUUCAGAAUUUAUCCUAGAACCUGAGCCAGUAAAUUCAUAUCAAAGGAGAAUUUUAAGGAUGUAAAUUUCUUAGUGCAUGAUUGUCAAAGUGGGGAAAGGUUGGGAAAAAAAUUUUCUACAAGAGUUUACAGAAUCACACAUUUUCUAACCAGUGAAAUAACUUCAACAAAAAACAAGAGCCAAAUGUGUUAGUUUUCUUGGAAAUUAAAAUAAAAAUAGACAAGUUACUCUUGGGCUAACAAGGAAAUAAACUAUGCAGUUACCAUAGAUGGUAAUGAAAAGAUAAAGAGUUUUACAAAGCUAUAGGAUAUGAUAAAAGCUGUACUUUGAGUAAUUUUUAUAGCCCUUAAAGGCAUGUAUGUGUGUGUGUGUGUGUGUGUGUGUGUGUGUGUGUAUAUGAAAGUAGAAAAACUAUGCUCAAAUACACUGAAUGUACUAUUCAAGAAGCCAGAAAAGAGAAUGCCAAACACCCAGGCAAUGAAAGAACAUAUUAAUAAAAAUAAGAACAGAAAAUGAUGAAAUAGAAAAUGGUCAUCUUAUAGUAAUUGCAGUUUCAUUUCUUCCUAAUCCAAGAGUAAUCUAAUUUUAUAAAAUUUUCUUAAUUUCCAAGUUGUUAAAAUUUUGGAUGAUCUUUUUAUCAUUUCUUCUGUCACAGACAAAUAUUGGUUGCCUACCAACAGCUGUACACACCUCCCCAUCUUACUGGCAGUGUCUGUGUCUUGCCUUAGAAUUGGAAGGUGUCAGGUGCUAAUUUUCCAGCUUCCGUGCAGCUCGGGUUGGCCGUAUGUCCUAGUGUUGGCCAGUGAGAUCUUCUGGGACUUCUGAGAGAGAUUUUUCUCAUUUAGAAGAGACAUAUAUUGGGAGGACUCCCUCUCCUCUCACUUCUGCUUUUAAACAUUUAACUGUGAGAACACGCUGUGGUCAUCUUGGAAGAGGAGAAAAACAGGGACAUCAGAGAAGCUGAUCCAAAGCCCUGACAACACUGCGCUACUUGGCCACUUCUGGAACUGCCUCUUCUUUGAUGCCUGGUAUGUAAAAAAAAUAAAUCUCGAUUGCUGAA
Messenger RNA from Choloepus didactylus (southern two-toed sloth), 2839 nucleotides. It is a transcript of the gene ZNF582, whose product is annotated as zinc finger protein 582. Gene Ontology annotation, biological process: regulation of transcription by RNA polymerase II. Gene Ontology annotation, molecular function: DNA-binding transcription factor activity, RNA polymerase II-specific; RNA polymerase II cis-regulatory region sequence-specific DNA binding. The record is from RefSeq and is a predicted model, not a curated record. Lineage: Eukaryota; Metazoa; Chordata; Mammalia; Pilosa; Megalonychidae.